Branchiostoma floridae (Florida lancelet) is the source of this 821-nucleotide messenger RNA. Its product is annotated as F-box only protein 39-like. Gene Ontology annotation, cellular component: SCF ubiquitin ligase complex. Gene Ontology annotation, biological process: positive regulation of protein ubiquitination; SCF-dependent proteasomal ubiquitin-dependent protein catabolic process. The coding region runs from base 105 to 821 and encodes 238 amino acids. The record is from RefSeq and is a predicted model, not a curated record. The transcript has 3 exons. NCBI's taxonomy places the organism in Eukaryota, Metazoa, Chordata, Leptocardii, Amphioxiformes, Branchiostomatidae. Gene Ontology annotation, molecular function: protein binding.
CCAACCAAAUAGAAUUCCGAACAGAAAGAUGUUCCUUUCGUUUUCUCAAAGUUUUACAUUUCUAACGUUUGACAACGUAAAUUUUUCGCGACUCAUUGUGAUAGAUGCAUCCAGAAGGCCCUUCCAUAGACACAGACUGUGUCGUAUCCCCUCCACGGUGGCAGACCCUGCCCUACAGUAUACUCAUAGAAAUCUUCCGAUGGUUGUCUGUAAAAGAGGUACUGAAUGUUUCCAGGACGUGCCAUCACUGGCGGAGGUGUGCCCUCUCUGCGUCCGCGUGGGUUCACAGGCGCAUCGUGUUGGAUUUUACUUAUGACGGGAGCACGAAGGAAACAAAUCAGGAGCUUAUCGAGUGGUUGACAAGCAGUUUUGGACAUGUUUUAAGACAUACAAAGAUCAUCAUGUCCUUGGUGUGUGAGGGGAGCCACGAUCCUUUCUUCACAGGACUGCGGAUCAGACGACAGCAGUACGACAUCAUGUCAGAUUUGGUUGCCAGGGGCAACCUGAGGUCGCUAGAGCUGGAGUUCGUACAGCAUGUACAGAAGCAGAGCCCUGCGUGUGAGCACAAGGAGUGUACCUGGCCGCUCGUCAUGUUCUUACGGAAGGUCGUGGUGCAUCUCCGUCAUCUGUUGCACCUGUCAAUUCAAGGCCUUCCCGACGCGCACUGCGAAUGGUUGCUGAAGACCCUACAGGAAGUACCGUCCCUCCGUAGACUGGACCUCAGCCACAGACGGCAGCCAGUCUCUCGGCAGGUUUCCUUACGGGGGAGGCUGCGCAAGGCUAUUCCAACAGCCGUUCUUCAGGUGAAAACUUUAUGUUGA